CCCAUUCAAAAAAAAAAAACACUGACUCUGGGACGAUGGAACCGGAAGUGCUAAAAUGCUAACUCGCGUCCGGGUUUUUGCCUACGGAAGUGACGUUGGCUAUUUUGAAAAUGCAGUCGCAGGAAAAAUUACAGAGCCGCGGGUUGCGGUUUUUUUACUUUUAUAAUGCACUGCGGCCGCCUAAAGUUGAUCUAUAGUCAAAUCAAAAUUGCAAAAUGUAUAAUGCAGAGAUGGACUAUUAGUGAUGGCAGAUCUCACUCCGAGCGGAGAAUGUUGUUUACCCCCGAAGCGGACUCGGACUCGGAAUCGGACUAACCGCCGGCGAAAGCGUGGCAACCGGGCUGGAGUCGCUGUGAAAGCCAGAGCGGCGGAGCUGCUUGAAAGACACCAGCUGGUUCGACGAAGCAAUCCUCCGAGAGGAGUACUUCUUAGCAAUCUGAGUUAUAUCGAAUCGGAUGUGGUCUCGAAUGGAACUUCAUCGCUCCCGUUGGAGUCUGCAGUGCUCUGUAAACCCCCGGAUAAAGAGGUCGCAGAUGUUCCCGUGCCGAUGACUAUGCUCCCGUCGCCACCGAUCCCGCCGACCACGCCGUCUGUGGAGGAGCUGAUCCAGCAGAGCCAGUGGAACCUCCAGCAGCAGGAGAAACACCUGCUCAGCCUCAGACAGGCGCAAGCGAUGGCCGCCAUCUCUCUGGCGAUGGAGCAGCAGAUGCAGAAACUGCUGGUGGAGACACAGCUGGACAUGAACGAGUUUGACAACCUGCUCCAGCCCAUCAUAGACACCUGCACCAAAGACGCCAUGUUGGCUGGAAAGAACUGGAUGUUCAGUAAUGCUAAGACCCCGCCGCACUGCGAGCUGAUGGCGUCGCAUCUCAGAAACCGCAUCACUGCGGACGAGGCGCAUUUCGAGCUCCGCCUGCAUCUCAUUUAUCUGACCAAUUGCGUCCUGCAUCACUGGUGA
Messenger RNA from Sinocyclocheilus anshuiensis, 958 nucleotides. RefSeq names its product calcium homeostasis endoplasmic reticulum protein-like. Gene Ontology annotation, biological process: intracellular calcium ion homeostasis. NCBI's taxonomy places the organism in Eukaryota, Metazoa, Chordata, Actinopteri, Cypriniformes, Cyprinidae. Gene Ontology annotation, cellular component: perinuclear region of cytoplasm. The transcript has 6 exons. The record is from RefSeq and is a predicted model, not a curated record. The coding region runs from base 245 to 958 and encodes 237 amino acids.